GGUAUUAUUGACGAUCGUGUUCCAUGGUUUUUGGGCACACAGAUAUUGCGGGUGUUUUGAUUUCUUCCCGCUUUAGGAUUGUUGUUAUUCGAGGAGCAUGGUUGAUGGAUCAAUCGCAGUAAAUUGAAUAUCAUCAACUUCACCAUGUCGUAUACCAAUAAUCAUCGUGCGCUUUUACAAGUGAUAAUGGAACGUGGAGCUGUGAGCACUGCCGACGCGAGAGAGCUAAUUGUCAAGUUAUUUCAACAGAACGAAAGCACGCAGUCUUACGUACAUCAAAUCAAUGUUCAGCUGGAACCUUUGAACAUGACCAUAAAACGUGUAACCUGUGAAUUGACAGGUCACAAGUUUUGGAUUCUGAUCAGUACUUUGAUCGACAAAACUGCCAGCUUCCAGAAUGAAUUUUCACCUGCCCAGCUGGAACUACUCAGAAAAGUUUUAUCUGAAAUCAUUACUUCGGACGAUGGUUGUGCUCCUAGCACUGUGUGCUUGAAUUUGUGCUCUUCUCUCGACACUCAGAUGUCAAAAGCAGAUGCAGAACAUUUUUUGGCAGUGAUGGUGGAGAAAAAGUGGUUUGUCAAACAGCACGGUAAAUUUUACAUGGGUGUGCGCAGCAUAGCAGAGUUGAUUCCGUACUUCAGAGCUACUUACUCCGAAGAAGCUCUCAAAACUUGUGCUCUUUGCCGUCAAAUGGUUUUCCAUGGUGAACGCUGCGUUCACUGUCACAACGUUUUACAUAUGCUUUGUUUUGCGAAUUGUGCGAGAGUACAAAAUCCACCAAAGUGUCCCAGCUGCAACACUGUCAUGCCCACAGACAACAUUAACGAUCUUGAUGCAUACAAUGAUCAUGUGUUGCAUUUGCCGGAAAUAAGUUUAGAGCCUGGAAAUAGUGUGAACCGAACGACAAAUUCUACGAAAAAAAGGAAAUACAGCGCUAGGUAAACAUGAUAUCUACAGACUGUAAUCAAACGCUGGUCUUUGUGAAUCUGCAAUUUGGUUCUGGCGUUCAGUGUAUGAUGUACCUUUAGAAAAUAUAUUAAGUACUAA
Messenger RNA from Diprion similis, 1047 nucleotides. It is a transcript of the gene Nse1, whose product is annotated as non-structural maintenance of chromosomes element 1 homolog. NCBI's taxonomy places the organism in Eukaryota, Metazoa, Arthropoda, Insecta, Hymenoptera, Diprionidae. Gene Ontology annotation, cellular component: Smc5-Smc6 complex; nucleus. Gene Ontology annotation, molecular function: ubiquitin-protein transferase activity. The record is from RefSeq and is a predicted model, not a curated record. Bases 145 to 942 code for a protein of 265 amino acids. The transcript is spliced from 6 exons. Gene Ontology annotation, biological process: DNA damage tolerance; double-strand break repair via homologous recombination.